Molecule: messenger RNA, 654 nt
Organism: Lachancea lanzarotensis
Lineage: Eukaryota; Fungi; Ascomycota; Saccharomycetes; Saccharomycetales; Saccharomycetaceae
Gene: YRA1
Product: LALA0S01e07272g1_1
Exons: 2
Coding region: 1-654 (217 amino acids)
Biological process (GO): mRNA export from nucleus
Cellular component (GO): nucleus
Molecular function (GO): mRNA binding
Source: RefSeq, a predicted model, not a curated record
AUGUCUGCAAACUUGGACAAAUCCCUGGACGAAAUCAUCGGUACCAACAAAAAGCCUAUCAGAAAGGUCAACAAGAAAGCUCCUAAGAAGGUUUCUAAACAGAUUGUGGGUGGAAACCGUCGUGGGGCAUCGGUGGCUGCUGUUAGACAAAGACCUGCUCCUGUGAAAGCUGCAAACGUUCUAGAGCAGGCUUACGGUACCAAAGUGAGCGUGGAAGGGUUGCCAAGAGACAUCAAGCAAGAUGCUGUCAGAGAAUUCUUUUCCUCUCAGGUUGGUGGUGUUGCGAGAAUCCUGUUGAGUUAUAACGAAAGAGGGUUGUCCACUGGUAUGGCAACCAUCACAUUCAAAAAUGUUGAGAAGGCUAGAGAAGCUGUCAAGAAAUUUCAUGGUGCUCCUAUCGAUGGAGGCAGAUCCAAGUUGAGACUAAGUUUGAUCGUUGACCCAAGUAAGAAACCACUAUCCUCUAGAAUCCAGUCCAUCGUGGAACGCAAGCCCGUGCCUGUGAAGGGUCCUAACAAGAAGGUGGCAGCUGUAAAGAAACAAAAGAGAGAUGAAAAGAAGAAGCCAAAGGCAAAGGCAGCAAAGCCCGAAAAGAAAAGUCUUGAGCAGCUAGAUCAAGAGAUGGCUGACUAUUUCGAAGAGAAGAAGGCUUAG